Lycium barbarum (goji berry) is the source of this 2363-nucleotide messenger RNA. RefSeq lists its product as uncharacterized. The transcript is spliced from 8 exons. NCBI's taxonomy places the organism in Eukaryota, Viridiplantae, Streptophyta, Magnoliopsida, Solanales, Solanaceae. Bases 344 to 1699 code for a protein of 451 amino acids. The record is from RefSeq and is a predicted model, not a curated record. Gene Ontology annotation, cellular component: plasma membrane.
GUGGGUGUGUUACACCUCAAAAAAGGUUAAAAAAAGAAAAGAAAAAAGAGUAAAGUUAACACACCCAGACACCUACUACUAGGGUUCUUAUUAUUUUUGGCACACCCAUCUACUUGAAUUUUAACAAUUUUGUUGAUUUAUUCAGUCUUAGGAUAUAAAUAAUAAUUGUGGACCUAACCAUUAUUUAAUGACAAAUCAUGGGGUACAUUUUUGGUCUUUACUGAAUUUCAACUUCAGGUACUGGUACAUCAUAAUAUUUAUGUGAUCAGCUCAGCUGGUGUAGCUUCAGCAGCUUAAAGGUACCCAUUGUGUGUCUCCAUGUUGCCAGAGGAUUAGUGGACGGAUGGCUUAUGCAAAGACCGCCGCUCGUCUCAAGGGUUUGUUGAUCCAUCAGCUGCUAGUAAUUGCUAUCUGUUUGGCCAGCUAUCAGAAUGUAGUGGCUCGACAUGUGUCGCAUAAGCCAAGCCGAACGUCUUCCACAUCUGAACUGGCUAGUCCUCCCAAAAGUGGAAUCUUCGAACCAAUUGAGAUACCACCUGCUGUCAUCCCUCAUUAUCCUUGCCCGGGGAAAUCAUUGCCACCAAUGUACCCUUCCUUUCCGAAGACAUAUGACCCUGUCUUGACUGGAAGAUGCCCUGUAAAUUUCUCUGUCAUUUCAAGCAUCACAGAAAAAACAGCAUCUGAUUGUACUCUAUCUUUGUCAACAUUAGUAGGAAAUGUAGUAUGCUGUCCACAGUUCAAUAGCUUACUCCACAUAUUCCAGGGAUUUUACAGCAAGCGUUCUGAUACUUUAGUUUUACAAAGUCCGGUAGCUGAUGAUUGUUUUAGUGAUAUCAUCAGUAUAUUAGCUAGUAAAGGAGCAAACAGCUCCAUUUCUGGCCUGUGCUCUGUAAAGUCAUCAAAUCUAACUGGUGGGUCUUGCCCUGUGAAGGACAUUGGUACUUUCGAAAAAAUAGUGAAUACAAGCAAGCUAUUGGAGUCUUGUAGCAAAGUUGAUUCUCUUAAAGAAUGCUGUAGGCCUGUUUGCCAGCCUGCAAUUUCAGAGGCUGCACUUCUGAUCUCAGGGAUAAAGACGACUCUUGGUGUUAAGAACAUAGUUGGAGUACCUAGUGAAAUUGAUACACUUAAUGACUGUAAAGGAGUGGUCUAUUCAUGGAUUGGAAGAAAACUACAAUUUGAUGAUGCCAGUUCUGCGUUUCGGUUAUUGUCUUCCUGCAAAGUUAACAAAGUGUGUCCCCUGGAAUUCAAGCAACCAUUAGAAGUGAUCAAUGCGUGCAGAAAUUUAGCCGUCCCUAGUCCUUCAUGUUGUAGCUCAUUAAAUGCCUAUAUUGCUGGGAUACAGAAGCAGAUGUUGAUUACAAAUCGACAAGCAAUUAUAUGUGCCACCGCAUUUGGUUCUAUGUUACAGAAGGCCGGGGUCAUGACAAAUGUUUACGAGCUUUGUGAUGUUGACUUGAAAGACUUCAGUCUCCAGGAAGAUGGGCAAGAAGCAGGGUGUUUGCUUCGAAGUUAUCCAGCAGAUCUGGUGUAUGACAACUCAACAGGUUUCAGCUUUACUUGUGACUUAAAUGACAAUAUUGCUGCUCCAUGGCCUUCAUCAUCGACAGGCACGUCCUUGUCUCUUUGUGCUCCGGAGAUGUCUUUGCCAGCACUACCAACAUCAGAGACAUUGAAAAAUCAUAAGUUAAAGCCAUGGUGAGGCAUGAUCAAGAAGGCUCUCCAAACUUCAGAAUCAGACCAAAAGCACAAUAUUUGUUGCUAAUGAUGUUGGCACUCAUGUAUAGAGUUUGUAUAGCUCUUUUCAUUAUGUGCAAUAUCUCACUAACUAGUGCCUAUUCCAGUUGUUACAGUAAGUGUGGUCUUAUGGCCCCGAAAUGCUUGAAGUGCAGCCAAAUAUAUACCCUGACCUCAUGCUAAAGUGUCUAAAGGCCAAGGUCACAACUUCAGUAAAAAAUAUCCGAAGUUGGCCUUUGGCAAGUCAUACCAAACUUCAGGAAUAUAUUCUGAUGUUCAGAAGGCCACGGUUCAGAGAAAAAUGUCUGGAGUUUGCCAAACUUCAUACACAAAAUUUUGCAACUUCAAUUGCACAAGUAUGAAGUUGUUCCUGAAGUGGACAAACUCACAAUUUUUUUUUUUAAUUUUUUUUUUUUUAACUUUGGGUACAAAUUAAAUUGCGGCCCCAGAGUAUUUGUGCACUUCGCCCAUUAUUAUAAGUCUGAAAUCCAUGUUUCGAUCAGAAAACUUUUUCCCAAAACUCUCAUUUGAAAUGCCAAGAUAGGAAAGUGUCAUCCUUAUUUCUUGUUAGCAUCCAUUAUUUGCCUACCAUUGACAUCUGAUGCUUAUCACAUUUUUAAGUCUCCCUG